AUGGCGGUGUUAGGGGACCUCCAUGUUCUGCUUCCCAAAAGGGGAGAUACAGAGCAGUACCCUGAGAGCUAUAUAAGAAAGUGCUCGGCACAAGAGCAAACACUUUUUCAGGUGAAGGACUCUCAUGAAUCAGCCAUGCAUGUGAAUGAAGACACCGUUUCAAGGAGGCUUGGAGCCACUAACAAAACAUAUUUGUAUUUCAUCAUUGCUACCCUUGUUGCGUUACUCAUCUUUGCGUUAGCCACCAUCAUGGUCUUAGUCGUUCAGAGGACGGCAGCUGAUCCUGCCACAGAGGGCAUCGCAAAACCUAUCAGGACAGGGAACACCUCCGAAGACUAUUUAAGAAUCCUACAGAAUGUCCCGACCAAGAGAGCCGCUGCAUACAUGAGAGUGUCCAAUCCAGUAAACAGUUCAAAACUGAGCUUGGUCGAGAAGGGUAUUUGUGAAGACAUUCAGUGCAAGAGCGAAGAGCUGGUGAUACAGAAACAAGGCCUCUACUUGAUCUAUUGCCACUUGAACUUUCACUUUCCCAACUGUUCAAACAGUCCCACCGACCUCAAGAUAGAGUUCCUUGUGAAUGACAAAGUCAACAGGCAAACAUUAUCCACAUGGUGCGCGUCAGAAACGUGCCAAGAAAAGACUUUUAAGACCUUGUUCCUGCUCCAUUUGACGUACCUGGAUGUGAAGGACCGAAUAUCAGUAACACUUAAUCAUCCUAAAUUCUUGAAUGAAAUUUCUCUUCCCAAUGAAAAUGUUCUUGGGGUCUUGAGGUACAGCGAUGAAAUGUGA
Pygoscelis adeliae (Adelie penguin) is the source of this 789-nucleotide messenger RNA. RefSeq names its product tumor necrosis factor (ligand) superfamily, member 8 (gene TNFSF8). Gene Ontology annotation, cellular component: membrane. Bases 1 to 789 code for a protein of 262 amino acids. The record is from RefSeq and is a predicted model, not a curated record. Lineage: Eukaryota; Metazoa; Chordata; Aves; Sphenisciformes; Spheniscidae. The transcript is spliced from 5 exons. Gene Ontology annotation, molecular function: tumor necrosis factor receptor binding. Gene Ontology annotation, biological process: immune response; CD8-positive, alpha-beta T cell differentiation.